UCUUACAUCCGCCCCUGCCCACCUGUAUAUUCCAAACAUUACCAUUCACUUGCCAACAAAAUUUCCUCCAUUAUUGGACAUAACAACACACAAAAACUCUUGAAUAUAUACAAACUCUUCAAUUUGAGCAACGCCCACUUCAAGAUUUGAGCUCAAAAUUAGUGGGUAUGAGAAAGAAUCUAAAUUCAUCACUCAGUUUGGGUACAUUUCCGAGCCCGGGAGCUGGAAAUUUUCAAGAAAAAGGAUGGUGUUCGGAGAGAGUACCACACCCGUCGUCAGGAACAAGUACUCGGCAUAUUAGUGCCUUAACGCCGUUUUACAGUGGCAGAACGAUGCCGUCUAAGUGGGAAGAUGCAGAGAGGUGGAUUAGUAGUCCAGUUUUAGGCUAUGGUGUCACAAAAUAUUCACAGUUUCAGCAACAAAGUCAUUAUUUUCAUCAGCAGCAGAGACGGCCGAAGUCGAAAAGUGGGCCUAUUGUGCCGCCUGGGAUUGGAUAUUACUCGAAUUAUUCGCCUUCUAUGCAGGUUCUUGAUGAUUCUGUGAGGAAUUUCGUUGCGAAUUCUCCGUUUUCGACCGGGGUUUUGAUGCCUAAGGGGUAUGGUGGGCGGUAUAAUGGAGGUGGGAUUGUUGAUCAGGGUGGUGUUGGACGGUCUGUUAGUGGACCUGUUUGGUCUGAUUUGGUUAGUGAAUGUUCAUCAACCAGUUCUCAAGAUGAGAAACUUGAAGGAAUAAAUGAUGCAGAAAAUUCGGUAAAUCGCGUACUUUCGAGGAGAGACAUGGCGACACAGAUGAGCCCUGAAGGUAGCACCUGCUCGUCACCAAGAGGAAGGUCAUCGUCUCCUCCCUCUUUGCCUCCUGUUGAACCUGCUAGAUUGGAAAUUAGGGAAGUGCAAGUAGAUAAAAGGGCGACUCUUGUUAGCAGAACCACAAGGCAUGGUUCUGGCGGGAGCAUGCGUAAGAAACAUGCUCAGGAUAAUAAUCAAAAUGCUUCGAAUUCUCAUAUUUCAUCGUGGGAGAUUUCAGAGGCGUCAUCAGAAUUUUCCAAAAAGCAAAGGGAGGAAGCCAAGAUAACAGCAUGGGAGAAUUUGCAGAAAGCAAAAGCCGAGGCAGCAAUUCGAAAACUUGAGAUGAAACUGGAAAAGAAGAGAUCAUCAUCAAUGGACAAGAUAUUGAACAAGCUAAGAACUGCUCAAAUUAAAGCUCAGGAAAUGAGAAGUUCACAAUCAACCACCACCUCACAAGAGCCUCAACUACCCAAAAAAUCUCAUAAAUUUUCACUCUUUCACCGCCGUCCGAGCUGCUGCUUCGCUGGGGACUCAUAUUAAUUGUUUCUGUUUUUGUACAAAGUAGCACUUAUCCAUGAUGUAUUAUUUUCAGGGAUCCAUUUUGGAACAUGUUUGCAGUUUUUAGGCUCCA
Messenger RNA from Mercurialis annua (annual mercury), 1416 nucleotides. RefSeq lists its product as uncharacterized. The record is from RefSeq and is a predicted model, not a curated record. The transcript has 4 exons. Bases 168 to 1325 code for a protein of 385 amino acids. NCBI's taxonomy places the organism in Eukaryota, Viridiplantae, Streptophyta, Magnoliopsida, Malpighiales, Euphorbiaceae.